UUUCACAGCACGUGUACUCACCUCUCUCUUUCUUCCUCCAUUAACCCCCUUUAAAACCUCUCGCAUCCUCUUUUCCCCAAAAAAUCUCCCUCCACAGGCGGCGCAUUUCUCCCAAACACCCCCCCUUUAAAUACGAACAACAAACACAACCCAGAAAUAUUCAUCCCACAAAAAUGGCUGUUGCUUCAUCUGCUACAACAGCUUUAAUCUCAAGCUCAAACCCAUCUCUCAAUUCAAAACCCAGAAAUCUCCACCCUAAAAUUUCCCCCAAUUCCCAACUUUCUCUCUCCUCAAAACUCUCUGUUACUCCUUCAAUCUCUCUCUUCUCUCACACCCCUCACAUCCGCCUCACCCCUUUUACUACCACCACAACCCACAAAAAGUUCGCCGUUUUCGCCUCCCUUGAAUCGAAACCCACCGUUUUAGUCGCUGAAAAGCUCGGUGAUGCAGGAUUAGACCUUCUUAAAUCGUUUGCAAAUGUUGAUUGUUCGUAUAAUCUAAGCCCUGAAGAGUUGUGCACCAAGAUCUCUUUGUGCGAUGCGUUGAUUGUUCGGAGUGGAACGAAGGUUACACGUGAUGUGUUUGAAUCUUCUGGUGGGAGGUUGAAGGUGGUUGGACGUGCAGGUGUUGGAAUUGAUAAUGUAGAUCUGGGUGCGGCGACGGAACAUGGGUGUUUGGUUGUUAAUGCGCCCACGGCUAACACUGUUGCGGCUGCUGAACAUGGGAUUGCGCUAUUGACUGCUAUGUCAAGGAAUGUUGCGCAAGCUGAUGCUUCUGUUAAGGCUGGGGAGUGGAAGAGGAAUAAGUAUGUGGGUGUAUCCCUUGUGGGGAAGACACUUGCAGUCUUGGGUUUUGGAAAGGUUGGUUCUGAGGUCGCGAGGCGUGCUAAGGGGCUUGGUAUGCAUGUGGUCGCUCAUGACCCCUAUGCACCAGCUGAUCGUGCCCGAGCUAUUGGAGUGGAGCUUGUUUCCUUUGAAGAGGCCUUAGCGACCGCGGACUUCAUUUCCCUUCACAUGCCUCUCACCUCUGCUACAGCAAAGGUGUUAAAUGAUGACACUUUUGCUAAGAUGAAGAAAGGAGUUAUGAUUGUGAAUGUUGCUCGUGGUGGAGUUAUUGAUGAAGAUGCUCUUGUGAGGGCUCUGGAUUCCGGGAUUGUUGCCCAGGCUGCACUUGAUGUCUUCACACAAGAGCCCCCAGCAAAGGACAGUAAGUUGGUAAUGCAUGAAAGAGUUACUGCAACUCCACAUCUUGGUGCUAGUACCAUGGAAGCUCAGGAAGGAGUUGCUAUUGAAAUUGCAGAAGCAGUUAUAGGGGCCUUGAAUGGAGAGCUUGCAGCAACUGCAGUGAAUGCACCAAUGGUUCCUGCUGAGGUCCUUAAUGAGCUGAAACCUUAUGUUCAACUUGCUGAGAAACUUGGUAGAUUGGCUAUCCAACUUGUCGCUGGUGGAAGUGGUGUUAAAACCGUGAAGGUUGGUUAUGCAACAUCAAGAGCACCUGAUGAUCUCGACACUAGGUUGCUCCGAGCCAUGAUCACCAAGGGACUGAUUGAGCCUAUCUCCAGUACCUUUGUGAACUUGGUAAAUGCCGAUUUCACUGCAAAGCAGAGAGGACUUCGGAUUACCGAAGAGCGCAUUCUUCUUGAUGGGUCACCUGAAAGCCCACUUGAGUCUAUCCAGAUCCAGAUUGCCAAUGUGGAAUCAAAGUUUGCUAGUGCAAUUUCAGAUUCUGGGGAGAUCAGGCUUCAAGGGAGGGUUAAAGAUGGUAUUCCAUACUUGACUAAGGUCGGCUCUUUUGAGGUUGAUGUGAGCUUGGAGGGUAGUAUUAUCCUGUGCCGACAGGUUGAUCAACCUGGAAUGAUUGGAAGAGUUGGAAGUGUUUUGGGAGAGGAGAAUGUGAAUGUCAGUUUCAUGAGUGUUGGAAGGCUCGCUCCAAGAACCCAUGCUGUCAUGGCAAUCGGGGUUGAUGAACCCCCUAGCAGCCAGGUCAUGAAGAGGAUUGGAGAGAUUCCAGCUAUUGAAGAAUUGGUAUUUCUAAAGUCAUGAUGUUCUUUGUGGCAUCACUGUGAAAGUUCUAUCAUUGAGACUACAUCUUCUCUGAUGGUAGCAAAGUUGAUGACCAUUGACCAGCCUAGCUAUCAGGUUGUGGAACGGACCGGGGAGAUUCUGGCUACGGAAGACUAUGCAUUCCUAUAGCCUUGAUGUUCUUUCUAGUUAAUAGCUCAAUAUGGUAGCAAUUUUGGUGGAUUUUGUUAAAUGUAACCAAUUUGUAACCUUAAGGCGUCGGAGUUAUUAAUAAUUUUGAGUUGUGAGGAAGAGUUUGCUCAUUUAAGUGUU
Molecule: messenger RNA, 2333 nt
Organism: Beta vulgaris subsp. vulgaris (sugar beet)
Lineage: Eukaryota; Viridiplantae; Streptophyta; Magnoliopsida; Caryophyllales; Amaranthaceae
Product: D-3-phosphoglycerate dehydrogenase 3, chloroplastic
Exons: 5
Coding region: 174-2042 (622 amino acids)
Biological process (GO): L-serine biosynthetic process
Cellular component (GO): chloroplast stroma
Molecular function (GO): NAD binding; phosphoglycerate dehydrogenase activity
Source: RefSeq, a predicted model, not a curated record